AUGAAAGAUGACUGGAGGGAAAGAACACUUUAUUUCUGUGUGACAGUCUCAGCCCUACAAUGCACCCCUACAACAGUAAAUUUCACGACGGAUACAACCACUUGUGGACCUCAACCGCGGUUCAACAAUUUCACCAUUGGCCGGUCCGGUUGGGAACUCACUGCUUUUACGCCAAGCUACUGGGAUGGAGGUAUCGUGAAUUUUAACGACAAACCUCACGCCUAUCGCAAUAACACGUGGCAACCGGUCGAAGCAUCCGUCGUCAUCCCACAGCGUGAUUUGGCUGACGCUUUCCGAUAUCAAGACGUCAACUUCUUCGAAUAUCAACAUCAAACCAACCCCGCUUAUACGGAAGCCCUCAUUAGCCCAAUGGAUAUAAUGGCCGAUAUCACAGCUUCCAUGAACGAACAUUCCCUGACUGUCCCCAAUCAAAUUACAGGGACAUCGGCUAUCGUCGUAUCCGCAGCCGAGAAAGCAGGUCUCGGAACCUUUACCAAUUGGUUCGAGAAUUUUAAAGUCUACUCAUUCAUCAUCCUGCUCAUCGCUAUUUUUCUACUGAUCGCUCGUGUUUGUUACGCCCUCGGAUUUUGUGGUUUGAUAUGGAAAUGUUGCUGUAAGCCCCCACGUCCUCCCCCUACGGCGGUUUACCAGCCGAGAAGCAGCCGACCCACAGGUCCCUGAAUUUUCUUUUGGAUUGCGGGACGCAAUCUAGUAUGAAGGGGAGCGAUGUAACGAAACGCCAAGCGAAGCCCCUUCUUGCCCCUUUUAUUUUUGCUUAAUUAAACUAAGACCU
Messenger RNA from Daphnia magna, 793 nucleotides. RefSeq lists its product as uncharacterized. NCBI's taxonomy places the organism in Eukaryota, Metazoa, Arthropoda, Branchiopoda, Diplostraca, Daphniidae. The coding region runs from base 1 to 681 and encodes 226 amino acids. The record is from RefSeq and is a predicted model, not a curated record. The transcript is spliced from 2 exons.